Molecule: messenger RNA, 609 nt
Organism: Helianthus annuus (common sunflower)
Lineage: Eukaryota; Viridiplantae; Streptophyta; Magnoliopsida; Asterales; Asteraceae
Exons: 1
Coding region: 1-609 (202 amino acids)
Source: RefSeq, a predicted model, not a curated record
AUGGCGUCGACGACUUCCGUUCUCCUCCUCCUCUUCGCCACCGUCAUCGCCACCUCCACCACCUCGGCCACCGCCAGACCUUGCAAAACCAUCUUCUUCAUCACUUCCUCCUCUCACCCUAACCCUAACAACAAUCCUCCACGUUUCACCUUCUUCCUCACCGAAAUCCGCCAGUUCCGUCGUUCCAGAUCUCUCCCUCGCCCCAUGCUCUUCGACCGAUCCAUCACAUCAUCAUCAUCAUCAAAAUCAUCAUCGUUAGCUUUGAUUGCCUCAGAUGUUGUAACAUCAGAGCCGUAUAUCGCGUCUUCUUCGACGCUGAAAGCGUCGGUUAGCGAGCGGACAAUGGAUAUUAUGAGCAUUGUUGGCGCGGUGAUAUUUGGAGUUGGAUGUGGUGUGGUCACUGCGGCUACGAUGUAUUUGUUUUGGUCAUUGUUUGCGCCUCGAAGGUUUGAGUUUUGUGAAGAUGAGGAGAGUUGUGAUGAGGAGAAUGAUCAAAGAGUUGUUGAUGAUGAUGAUGAUGAUAAUGAAGGUUGUUUUGGUGUGCAUGUUGCUGGUAAAGCUGUCCCGCCUUCUGCGGAUGAAGUUGAUCGAAUUGCUGCGAUGAAAUGA